UGAACGACUCUGAAGAAGAAAAAGAAGUCCCAAUUGAUUACUCAAGAAUGUGAAUGAGAGCUCUUGAUAGUGACAGAGCACCUUCAACCCGCCAAAAAAUGAGAGAUGAGAAGUUAAACUAUAAGAUUCAAAACCCAGAAGAAGCCAAUAUCAAGCUAAGAAAUCAUCCCACAGGAAUUGAUAUCAGAAAGAACAGAAUGGCACUGAGAGGUGUGCUCUCUCAGAAAAUAAGGUGUAACAGGGAUGUCCAGAAAGUGCUUGAUAAAAACAAAAGAUACAUCAACCAAAUUUAUUCAAGUGUGAAGCACGAGCAGAGAUCAUUAUUUAAAAGAGAUAUCAAGGAUUACUAUGAUAAGGAAAAGAAAUAUGGGUAAUAUGCCUACUAUUAAGAUAAUUCCUUCUGGACAGCAUCUGGAGUAUCAUAGGAAAUUAUUGAAGCCUUUAUUACAGCCUCCAAGAAUACCAAAGACAAUGGUAAAUAGGAGCUUUGAUCACAAACUGCCAAAAGUUCUCAGUAGAAGCGUUGACAAGAAUCCGUUUGAAAAUAAAAAUUCUUACAAAGAUAUCAUGGGGUAUGAGACCAUAAAAGACAUUAACACCUCUCUUAUUGAAAAGAAGCUUACUAUGGAUAAGUCAGAAUGAGAUUAUAGCACAAAUACUAGGUAUAGAGGAGAGUUAAAGACGAUGUCUAUGAAGCAUUCAGAACUCCAGAAAUAUCUUCAAGGACUUGAGAGAACAAAGAAAAUCCAUAUUGGGACUAUUCCUACUGUCAAGUCCAUCUCUCAGCUCAGAAAUAGUAGUAAAAGCCCUCUAUUAUCUGGAGAUACGAAUACUGAACAAGAUGAUGUCUAUCUGAUUCAUCCGGAUAGAGUUUUGGAAGAAAAUACAGGUAUGAGUCCAAGGAAGAAGAGACAUGCUUCUAUAAGCUAUAAAUCCCCAAGCAAUGAAUUCUCAUUAAAAGUUGAGCCAAGAAAGAAAGUCUUGAAUGCUAUCAAACAGCUGGGGGAAGAUAAAGAAACCUAUAUGAAGUUCUAUCACCUCAAAGAAGCUUUACUUCCUAAAGAGCUGACAGUACAUAGUUAUUAUCAGGACGAUGUCUCAAGAUGGCGUCCAAGUGCUAGAGAAGGCUCAAUUCUAUUCUUCCAUAAAAAUAUUCUUGAAGAUGAACAAUUCUUACUCUAUGGCGGAAUGAAUAAUGAGAUCCUUCAAGAAAUAGUUGAACUAAAUAUUGACAAUAUUGACAACAAAGUGUACUGGGAGAAACAUACUAAAGAAAUUACUUGCCUUAAUGAGUAUGGAAAACCCUCAAAACAUGCCUUAGAGCUUGGAAGAGGCGGCAUCUCCAGUAUUGUUUAUACUGAAGUGAACCCAUUUAACAAUCAGUCGAGACAGAACUGCGUGAUACUUUAUGGAAGUGGAAAGAUAGUUAAAUUCACACCUAAUAAAAGUGAGUUCAGGAUUCUGAACCAAUAUGGGAGAUUGCAUGAGGACAGGCAGUAUCACUCAGCUUGUAGAUUUGGAAAAUAUAUGAUAUGUUAUGGAGGUAUUAAUAACUUUAAGAACAUACUUGAUAAACUUUGCUGCUUUGAUUUGAUAGAACAGCAAUGGAAGGAUGUCAAAGUCAUCCCAAACAGCAUCAAUAGAUGGGUUAAAAGCAAGCAUAGUGGAAAAGUCAACCUUGACUGUGAUGAUGGGCCAGGUCCUCUAUAUCAUCAUAGAUGGGCUCCUGUCUUUUACCGUCAAAGAGAAGAGUACUUUGAUGAGUUUUUGUACGAUAAUUUAGGAGUUGAAGAUUCUGAUAUUGGGAUACAAGACCCACUUAUUAAAAUGCCUAAAAUUAAGUGGGAAAAUGUAGGAAAGUAUCUUCAUCAAGAAGGGAUCUACCUAUUUGGAGGAAAAUCCCUUUUAGGAAAAAUCACAAAUGACCUCUGGUGUUUAAAAAUAUGUGACAAAAGAGAAGCUUUAAUCGCCAUUGAAAUGGAAGAAAAUUAUAGAAUUAGACAUAAAUUCCCUUCCCUCAAGAAAUUUGAGAAUAUUGACUAUCAUUCGUAUUUCCAAUGGGAAAGAAUGGAAACUCAAGGAAUAUCUCCUUCACCCAGAUAUCAGCACUGAGUAGAAUAUUAUGAUAAAAUGAAUUUUUUGAUCAUCUAUGGAGGCAAAGGAACCUCUGAAGGAAAAGAGGUCCUAAAUGAUCUUCAUCUUCUUAGGAUGGACAACCUCAUGUGGAUCAAAGUAAAUUUACGAGGAAUGGAGCUUAAACCUAGAGCUAAUUUCUCUUCUAUUAUCCAAACCCAAUCCUACCAUAGAAAAAUUAGAGAUCAGACAGAUAGCACGAAGUUGAUAAUUUUUGGAGGAAUUAAGGAAAAUAUGCACUACACCUCAGACACAUUCAUCCUCGAGCUCGACCAGGAUAGAAUUGAAGAACUAAUCCAAAAAGAAAACGACGAAAUCGAGCGUAAAAAAGUCGAGGAAGAACUCGCUCUCCUUGAAGCAAGUAGACAAUUUUAACCUAAAU
This is a messenger RNA of Moneuplotes crassus, 2515 nucleotides long. The record is from the annotation of a GenBank genome assembly. Lineage: Eukaryota; Ciliophora; Spirotrichea; Euplotida; Euplotidae.